Molecule: messenger RNA, 1886 nt
Organism: Setaria italica (foxtail millet)
Lineage: Eukaryota; Viridiplantae; Streptophyta; Magnoliopsida; Poales; Poaceae
Product: spermine synthase
Exons: 12
Coding region: 390-1559 (389 amino acids)
Biological process (GO): spermidine biosynthetic process
Cellular component (GO): cytosol
Molecular function (GO): spermidine synthase activity
Source: RefSeq, a predicted model, not a curated record
GUGAUAAACAGGAGCUCCAGUCGCACCUGCGGCUGGCCACGUCUCCGGCUCUCCGCUGCUUUUUCCCUGUCGUCGGUGGAGCUACUGGAGACCUGAGUUGGACUAACAAGAGGGUCUAUUUGUUUUUGGUUGUUCUGCAAAGGGGUUUUCUUAAACUAUUUUGUGUCCUCCCUUCGUUUUCCUCCUCCGCCGGCGGCCAGGGGGCAAGAAACCGCCUCUGCUCGCGCCAUCGUGGGCUCUCCUCACUGUUCGAUUCCCCACGGGGUUAGAGGCGGAGUUCCGGGCGCGUUUCUGGUUGCUUGAUUCCUGUAUCCAUCGGUGGCUUCUUGCUGAUCGACGGUACCUCUAGCCAUGGCUUAGACUGGGACCUUCAAAGAGCAACAGGACCCAUGGAGGCUGGAGACGCAGGAAACGGUUCUGCAGCAGCGGCACAGAUAAAGGGAAGUGGGGAUGAUGCCGCCCACAAACCGCUGCCUCCUUGCUGCGUCAAGGUCAAGGCCGGCGUGCCUGAAUCCGAGGCCAAGUGCCAUGAUACCGUGGUUUCGGGCUGGUUCACCGAACCCAGAUCGCGCUUCGGUAAAACAAGCAAAAUGCAGUACUACAACAACCCUAUGUGGCCUGGAGAGGCUCACUCUCUGAAAGUGGAGAAGAUUCUGUACCAAGGGAAAUCACCUUACCAAGAGAUUUUAGUUUUUGAAUCUUCAACCUAUGGAAAUGUUCUUGUGCUUGAUGGUAUAGUUCAGCUGACCGACAAGGACGAAUGUGCAUACCAGGAAAUGGUUACUCACCUUCCACUAUGUUCAAUUCCAUCACCGAAGAAUGUUUUGGUUGUUGGAGGUGGUGAUGGUGGUGUACUGCGGGAAAUAGCCAGACAUGAUUCAGUGGAGACUAUUGAUAUAUGUGAGAUUGAUCAACUAGUUAUUGAUGUUUGCAAAGAGUUCUUUCCGAACUUAUCCAUUGGAUAUAAAGAUCCUCGUGUCCGACUUCAUGUUGGUGAUGCUGUUGAUUUCUUGAGGAAUUCUCCUGAAGGGAAAUAUGAUGCUAUUAUUGUUGAUUCAUCAGAUCCAAUUGGUCCAGCUCAGGCACUUGUGGAGAAACCAUUUUUUCAGACAAUUGCUAGAGCUUUAAAGUCUGGUGGUGUUCUUUGUAAUCUUGCUGAGAGCAUGUGGCUGCACACACAUUUAAUCCAGGAUAUGCUGGCUAUCUGUCGUCAGACAUUCAAGGGUGCUGUGCACUAUGCAUGGACAAGCGUUCCAACAUAUCCCAGUGGUGUCAUUGGAUUUUUGCUAUGCGCGAAAGAAGGUCGACCCGUGAACUUCUUAACUCCUGUGAACCCAAUUGAGAAAAUACAAGGAGCUACAAAAGCUGGAAAGGAACUCAGAUUUUACAAUUCAGAGAUUCAUCGGGCUGCUUUUGUUCUGCCAACAUUUGUAAGAAGAGAACUGGAAUCAUAUACCACUCCUAGUACUUCUAAUGAAAAGGAGAAGCCAAAAGAAUCAGUUUCGAAGUCGCAGAAGAUAAAGAUAUUGCCAAACAAUGCCAUUGUUACAGCUUCCUAGGCUUGAACCGUACUCGAUCUACUUCUCCGAAUUCUGGUGCAUCCAAGCUGGGGUCGUGUAUAGUUGUAUUCUUACCGUAAAGAUAGUCACUGAGAUGGUAAUGACGAUGCGCCAGGAGCAUAUAUAUAGUGUCUUUGUGAGUGAUGACUGGUUGAAUAAAGGAGGAAUUGAACUGCUGUGAUGCCUACCAGAAUAAUGUGUUCCCCUCUGUUUCUGGUGUUUGUUGUGCACAGCUGCACAAGUUCCCAACUUGCAACUUGUAAGACCUGUUGAUGUAAUAUAAUCCUAUUUUGCAUUUGUCCUGAGACAUCAUCUACUUCAUGACGG